This is a messenger RNA of Hypoxylon fragiforme, 2044 nucleotides long. RefSeq names its product sugar transporter. Lineage: Eukaryota; Fungi; Ascomycota; Sordariomycetes; Xylariales; Hypoxylaceae. Gene Ontology annotation, molecular function: carbohydrate:proton symporter activity. Gene Ontology annotation, cellular component: membrane. The transcript has 8 exons. Gene Ontology annotation, biological process: transmembrane transport; carbohydrate transport. The record is from RefSeq and is a predicted model, not a curated record. Bases 111 to 1814 code for a protein of 567 amino acids.
GCAAGUCCUUGACGUCUUUGGAGGAUAGGAUUGUAACCCCUCAUUCGAUUUACAUAGCAAGUCGGUGCGGUUGCUUUGCCAACCCGCAUCAUACUCUAAGUAUAUCAGCCAUGACUUCGGCAGCGUCGGGGAAAAGCAUAACGGACGACAUGCUCGAGAAUGUCCCGCAGCCGUCCCCAGUUAUGGAAUCGAAGGAGCAUGGGAAGCUCAGCGACAUCAUCCGAGAUGCGAAGCUCGCAACGGAGAAGGAGCAAAAGAUGACCCUGUUACAGGGUCUAAAGUUGUAUCCUAAAGCCAUUGCAUGGAGUGUCCUCAUAUCGACAUGUAUCGUUAUGGAGGGCUACGACGUCUCCCUAGUCAAUAACUUCUAUGCCUUUCCACAGUUCAACGAGAAGUACGGUGUUCCCAUCACCGACGCCGCUGGAAAUACCUCUUAUCAAGUUCCAGCAGCAUGGCAAGCCGGGUUAAGUAAUGGUGCGGUAGUGGGUGAAAUUAUAGGUCUUGUUAUAAACGGUUGGGUCUCUGAGCGAUUCGGUUACCGAUACACAGUUAUAUUUUGUCUUUCGCUCAUCAUCGCAUUCACCGCCAUCUUCUUCACUGCGCAAACCGUGGUGCACCUCCAAGUCGCCGAGAUCCUGUGCGGUAUCCCAUGGGGUGUCUUCCAGACUCUGACUAUCACCUAUGCUUCCGAAGUAUGCCCUGUCGCCUUGAGAGGCUACCUCACUACUUAUAUCAACUUUUGUUGGGGAAUCGGCCAGAUGAUUGGCAUCGGUGUUAUAAUGGGUAACUUAUGGCGGACUGACGAGUGGGCGUAUCGUAUACCAUAUGCCUUACAGUGGCUUUGGCCAGCUCCUCUAAUCUUCGGCAUUUAUUUCGCGCCCGAAUCACCAUGGUGGCUAGUAAGAAAAGGAAAACUUGAUGAGGCCAAAAAGUCCUUGCUUCGAUUAACCAGCUUUGACCGUGAAUCGGACUUCGAUGCGGAUGAGACUGUUGCCAUGAUGGUUCAUACGUCCGCUUUAGAGCAGAAGAUCACCAAGGGAGCUAGCUACAUGGACUGUUUCAAGGGAGUCGACAGACGCCGGACCGAAAUUGUAUGCAUGUGCUGGGCAAUUCAAAAUCUGAGCGGAAACUCAUUUUCCAACUAUUCGACAUAUUUCCUGCAAAGGGCCGGGCUUAGCGAUGAAAAGGCGUAUGCAUUCGCCAUGGGCCAGUACGCCAUAAACUGCGCUGGCGUCUUCGGAGCUUGGAUUCUGAUCACUUUCGGAAUUGGACGAAGGACUCUUUACCUAUAUGGUCUUGCUGGCCUCUUUUCCAUGCUAAUGGUUCUCGGAUUCCUCGGCCUUGCCAAAGAUCGAAAUGCUGCCUCUUUAGCAACAGGUAGCAUCAUGUUGGUGUGGGCUCUCUGCUACCAACUCACUGUCGGGACCGUUUGCUACUCCUUGGUCGCUGAAAUAUCGACAAGACGCCUGCAAAUCAAGACUGUGGUGCUCGGUCGUAUUCUUUACAACAUCGUUAGCAUUAUCUGUGGUGUAUUAACGCCAUAUAUGCUUAACCCUUCCGCAUGGAACUGGGGUAACUAUGCGGGUUUCUUCUGGGCCGGCUCAUGCUUCCUAUGUUUCAUCUAUACCUAUUUCCGCGUACCCGAGCCAGCCGGGCGUACGUUUGCAGAGUUAGAUCUGCUGUUCGAACAAAAAGUGAGUGCGAGAAAGUUCGCCACGACUGAUGUAGAUGUGUUCGCCGAGCACGUCGAAGAGGUCGUGAUGAGGAACUAUGAAGACCAGCUUGCCCUUUCAAACACCAAGACGAUUGUUUGAGGCAUGGUAGGAUGAGCAAAGCAUGAGGGGCGGAACAGCCGGAAUACGGCCAUGAGCCAUGAGGAACGCGGGUGUGACUUGUACGAGAUAAAUAUGGACCUUCCUUGAAUACCUAGGUAGCAUUUAUUGCAUUUUGGACAAAUAGUUGAAUACCUAGUUUAUGAACCAACUUGAUUUGUAAUAAAACGAGAACUGAGGUGUAGUGUCUGAGUGGUGUUGCGAGGUGAUUU